Notolabrus celidotus (New Zealand spotty) is the source of this 5142-nucleotide messenger RNA. It is a transcript of the gene skic3, whose product is annotated as tetratricopeptide repeat domain 37. The record is from RefSeq and is a predicted model, not a curated record. Gene Ontology annotation, cellular component: Ski complex. Lineage: Eukaryota; Metazoa; Chordata; Actinopteri; Labriformes; Labridae. Gene Ontology annotation, molecular function: protein binding.
AAUUUUACUUUGAAAGUUUUGAGUUUCCAUCGUCACGCUUCAUUCACUUCCGGGUCACGCAACAGGAACGCAGCAAGUUGUCAACGUAAACAGUGGGCUCCCUCAAGUAAUGCUGAGAUUUACAAGAUCAUUGUAAGAUGUCCAGUAAAGAAGUGAAAACAGCACUGAAAAGUGCCAGGGAGGCCAUAAAAAACAAAGAGUUCAAGGAAGCUCUCAAACACUGCAAGGCAGUUUUGAAACUUGAGAAGAACAAUUACAAUGCAUGGGUGUUCAUUGGCUUGGCUGCAAGUGAACUGGAGCAGCCGGAUCAGUCACAGACUGCUUAUAAAAAGGCUGUGGAGCUGGAGCCUGAACAGCUACUGGCAUGGCAGGGCUUGGCGAAUCUGUAUGAGAAGACUGACCAGUGGGAUUUCAAAAUUGAGCUCCCUAACAUCUAUCAAAAGCUUGUUGAGCUCUAUGCAAGCUCUGACAAAACGAAAUGUUACGAGGUGAUCAAGAAGCUAUCGGACAUCUAUCAGUCGGACAAAGAGUAUUUGAAGUUGGCAAAUGUUUGGCUACAGCUCAUGCAGCUGAAGGAGACGGAGGAGAGUGUGGACAAGAAAGAGUUACUACAGCUAUGGCAGCAGAUGACCCAGCUCCUCUCAGACUGCCUCAAGGAAGGAGAGCAGGAUAAUGAAACUCAACAGCACUUAAUCACAGCAUUUGAGAAGGCCAUGGUUCUUAUGGAUCCUGUACCCGGAGAGGAACACAAGAAAGUCUCAUCUGAUUAUCUCAAAUGUCUCUCUAACCUUCCACAAGAUGAAACCAAAAUAAAAGAAGCGUGUGAGUCCAUGCUGUCCCUUUACCCCCGGGAAAGUUAUCCAUUGGAGGUGCUUUGUUCUCAUUACCUCAGUAAAGGUGAACUAAGUGAGGAUGCAGUCAGCUGUUUCUCUCGGCUCCUGGAUCUAGAUCCUAACAGUGGAUUAGGUCACAUGGGUCUGGGCACCAAAGCACUGCAAGAGGGGAGGUAUAAGGAUGCUAUUAAGGACCUUGCUCAAGGAUUGAAGAAAAAGAGCUCCAGUACAGGAUGGUACAGUCUGGCUGAGGCUCAGUUGAAAACACACAGAUACUUAGACUGUGCUUUGUCAUGCUCCAAAGGUCUGACAGUGUGUGAUUCUGAAAACAAGGAGCUGAGAGUCAAAUUGCUCAGGCUGAAACUAGAGGCUUUAGUCUGGAGUGGAGGAGAGGAUGCUGCAGAUCAGGCUUUGGAAACAUUUUCCCAGAUCCCAGAUGCUGGAAAAGACCCGGCUCUUGUGGUCCUGAAAGGACGUUCUUACCUCAAUAAGGGAGAAGUUGAUCAAGCGCUGAAGGACUCUUCAGAGCUGCUGGCAUCUAACCCUGAUCGCCAGGGUCUCAUACUUAGAGGACUUGCACUGUUGGCUAAGGGCGAGCAGCAGCAGGCAGAAGAGAGUUUCUUGAAGGCAGUCAGUCAGAGCCCAGACUGCGGAGAGUAUUUUUUCUUGCUGGGUAAACUCUACUGGGACAUGGGAGAAGAAACUCGUAAAGGGACUAAAGCUCAUACACAUUUUCUGAAGGCUGCAAAGUUAGACCCAAAUCUUGGUUGUGUGUUCCGCUAUCUUGGACAUUACUAUCGAGAGGUGGCAAGAGACCCUGGCCGGGCACGAGGCUGUUAUAAGAAGGCUUUUGAGUUGGACAACAAUGAUGCUGAGGCUGGAGCUGCCUCAGUGGACCUCUGUAUGGAGCAAAACGAUAUGGACACUGCUUUGGCAACCCUUCAGUCUGUGAUUGAAAAAGCCACUCCAGGCUCAGCUAAAUGGGCUUGGAUGAGACGUGGGCUUUACCACCUGAAGGUUGGGGAGCAUCAACAAGCUACAGCAGAUCUGCAGGCAGCUCUGAGAGCAGACCCUGAGGACUGGGUUUGUUGGGAGUGUUUAGGUGAAGCCUACUUAAACCGCAGGAGCUUCACAGCAGCUCUGAAGGCCUUUGGUAAAGCCCAUCAGCUUCAACCCUCCUCCAUCUACAGCGUCUACCAGGCUGCUGCUAUCAAACAGACCCUGAGCAAGUUCAAGGAGGCUGUCGCAGAGUAUCUGCAGAUCACAGCAGAGCAGGACUAUGUACCUGCUCUUAAAGGUCUUGGGGAGUGCCAGCUGUCUCUGGCAAAAAGUUUAAUGGAAGACUGCAGAGAUGGGGGUGCCAUUGACCUCAUUCAACAAGCCAUACAUAAUCUCUUCAAAGCUGUGAUGCUGCGUCCUGACCUGUCCUGUUUGUGGAAGUUGCUGGGAGAUGCUUGCACUGCAGUCCGCACCGUGUCAUCUAACAGAGCCCAGGUUCAAGUGCCUGCCCAGCUGGCAGGUUUAGACUCCAACACCCAGAGCCACACACUGAACCAGGCCCAGAUACUCAAAGUCGGCGAGAGGUGUUAUGCCCGAGCUUUGAAGCUGAUGCCUAACGCCCCAAGCCUUUGGUACGACCUUGGACUCAACUACUAUCACCAGACCAGCCUUACCUGUACCACACAGGACAACGAGAUCUCCCAAUCUCUGCUCUUAGAGAAGGCCCAGCAGUGUUUAAAGAAGGCCAUCAUGAUGGACAGCGAAAACUAUUCCUACUGGAAUGCUUUAGGAGUGAUCUCCAUGAACAAAGGUGUUGAGAACUUUGCCCUGGCUCAACAUUGCUUCAUCAAGUCAACACAAGUUGAAUCAAAUAAUGUUGUUGCUUGGACCAACCUCGGGACCCUGUAUUUGAAGAAAGACAAUAUAGAGCUUGCACAUGAGGCCUUUAAGAUUGCCCAGUCCCUGGAGCCGCUUUAUGUCAACUGCUGGAUAGGACAGGCACUGAUAGCAGAGAGAGUGGGAAGUUACGACACCAUGGAUCUUUUCAGGCACACCACAGAACUCAGUACACAUAUGGAGGGAGUAAAAGGUUAUGCUUACUGGGUGUGUUCCACACUGCUGGAUAAGAGCAACAGAGACUCUGAACUCUACCGCUACAACAUUGUCCAGAUGAAUGCCAUCUCUGCUGCUCAGGUGGCACUCAGCAAGUACACAGAGAGAAUUCAGUCUGACCCUGAUGCUUUCAUCAUGCUCGGCUACCUGAAUGAACAUCUGAAGCUGAAGAGGCAGUCCUUACAGGCGUAUCAAAGAGCUGUGGAGCUACUUCAGUCCAUGUCCUCGACAGAAGAGCUGGCUUUUGCUCUGGGCAGCUAUGGUCGUGCUUUGUGUACAUCAGGCCAGUGGGGGGAGGCAGUGCAAGUUUAUAGUUCCACUCCCCUGCAGGAGCUCAGUGAUCUUGCUGGUCUGGCCCUGGCCCAUUGCAAGGCAGGACUUCUCUCAGAGAGCACCAAUGCCUAUGAACGUGCCUUGGCUGUGGCUUCCAGUGAAAAGGAGAAGGCUUACAUCCUGACCGCUCUGGCUCUCCUUCAGCACCGGCAGGGUAACGUGGACUCAGCCAAGACUCUGCUGUUUAAAUGUUCAAUGUUAAAGGAGCCAAUCUCAGAGUCUCUGCUGUGUUUAUGUGCCCUGGGACUGGUCCACAGUGACAGUACACUAGCUACUGCUGCCCUGUCUGAGCUGCUGAAACAAGGUUCAGUUGCCAGUAAUGUUACUGAGCAGCGAUGUCUACUCACCUGUGCUCUACUGGCCCUGCAGGGCAACCACAGUGCGGUACAAAGAGAGGCUUCCAGAGCUGUGCACAGCAAUCCUGGAAACCCAUCGCUGUGGGCCCUGCUGUCUAGACUGGUGCCACAAUACCACCCCAGAAAGGCAAAUGGAGGAGCGAUGGCUGGUGAGGUAGCCUGUCUCUCCAGUAUGACUCAAGGAAAGAGGGCGUUGUUAUACAGUGGAGUGAACCAGCUAGCUAAUGGAAGACACUCUGGAGAAGAUAGUCACAGGAAUGUGCUGAAGACUAUGCAGAGAGCUGUGCUGCUCUGUCCUGAUGAUCCAGCCACAUGGGCGGGAUUAAUGGCUGCCUGUCACACCGAGAACACUUCCUGUUAUCUCUCUGGUUCUGCUCCUCGCAAACAAGGACUGGAACAAACCCUGAUGUCAGUGGUGUCUGAGAAAGUACAUUCUGUGGAGGAGAUAGAGCGCCCUCUAGCCCAGACCCUUGAAGCCUGGGUACUACAACAGGCAGUGACAGGUCUCAUGCUGGGUGGACAGCUGGAGCAGGCAGAAGCCCUCUGCUCUCAGGUACUGACAGUGUCUCCAGAACACCCAGCAGUAAUGCUGUCACUAAGACAGGUGCAGUGUCAGCGGCUCCUUGUUGCCAAUGCCGGAACUGUCCUCCCAGACUCUGUGCUGGAGCAGCUUAACAGCACUGUGAUGGCGAACCCCACCAACGUUGGGGCAUGGCAUUGGCUGGCUGAAGUGUAUCGAAGCCAAGGCCUGCAGGUCCAGGCAGUCAUGGCAUACAGACAGAGUCUGCAGCUCUCCUCACAGCUGGGCCUGCAUAGUAGCCAGGUGGCCAGCCUGCUCCGGCUGGCCCUGUUGGCCCUUGGACCCUGUAUAGCAGGGAUCCCAGGAAACGACUGGAUUAACCUGAUACUUGAAGCCACCACUGAGGUCUUGAAAUUGGGUUCAUCACCUAUGGCCCUCCUUUUCCAGGCUCUGCUCCAAUUUGUGACCAAGAUGGCUGCUAGGGAAACCAGGCGUUUGUUGGAGAGGCUUGUGUAUGUCACCUCUCAAGACUUCCCUGUGACAGUGAUGCAGGUGGCCAGCUGGUACCUACUCAGACACUUGCACGCCAAAAGCGACCAGGAGCUUAUGAAUGUUCUUUUGCAACAUGCCAAAGUAAAUGGAGAUCGAAGGCUGCUGGAGUUCCAUUCACUCCUUGACUCAACUUCAUCCUGAAUCAUUGCAAGUCUACAACCACAUAUAAAUGAAAUCGUGCACGCAAGUGGUCUUAUCCUUAUCACAAUUUAAGCUUUGCCCCACAUUUAAAAUUGAAUAAUAAAAAACUGAAGAUUGUGGCUUAUAAAUGACAUUUAUUGGCAUAACAUGAUUAUUUGGUUUUACAUUGUGCAGUGUUCAUGAAAUUAAAUCAAUACAGAAAAUCAAAACCAUGUCCUUUGGCACAUUCAUGUGAUUUACAUAAAGGAACCAAUGUCCACUUUCAGGUCAAAUAAAGGCUUUUUGCUCAACAUAA